UUUUCAUGAAGUGCCUGAUAUUACAGGUUGUUGUGAAAUAUCUCCAGUUGGCUAAUCUCACAGUCAUAGUGCACGUGUUAUGGUACGAGCAGUAGUGUGUUAUCAUUCAAGUGUCUUCACUAAAUGACAAAGUAUUAUUAAUUAUGGCAAUUCGAGCUCAGUUUGAAAAUAGUAACGAAAUUGGGGUUUUUUCGAAACUCACAAACUCGUAUUGUCUUGUGGCCAUAGGAGGCUCUGAAAACUUUUACAGUAUCUUUGAAGGAGAAUUAUCAGAUGUUAUCCCAGUAAUUCACACUUCCGUUGCUGGUUGUCGGAUCAUAGGAACGCUUUGUGUUGCCAACAGACAUGGACUUCUCAUUCCUAGUACAGCUACAGACCAGGAACUUCAGCACAUUCGGAACUCACUACCUGACUCUGUAAAAAUACAAAGAGCUGAAGAGAGACUUUCAGCUUUAGGAAAUGUUGUGGCUUGCAAUGAUUAUGUUGCCCUUACUCAUCCUGAUCUAGACAGGGAAACAGAAGAAAUCUUGUCAGAUGUCUUGCAAGUGGAAGUUUUUCGACAGACUGUUGCAAGUAAUGUGUUGGUUGGGAGUUAUUGUACUUUAAGUAACCAAGGAGGGUUGGUACACCCUCAGACCUCUGUGGAAGAUAUGGAUGAGCUGUCUUCUCUUCUCCAAAUUCCUUUAGUGGCAGGUACAGUAAACCGGGGAAGUGACGUUAUUGGUGCAGGUAUGGUUGUGAAUGAUUGGUGUGCUUUCUGUGGAAUAGAUACAACAAGUACAGAACUUUCUGUGAUUGAAAGUGUGUUCAAACUUAAUGAGGCUCAGCCUGCUAACAUUUCCAACAACAUGAGAGCAUCACUGAUAGAAGGCUUGGCAUAAGCUGGGUGGAAGAAAUAAUAUGUUCCAGAUCCAGUAAGAUCCUAAAGACAGUAGAACAGUUUUUUUUAAUAACUGAAAUGUAAACCACCAGUACUGUAUGUUCAGUAUUACAAUAAAUGUUUUUGUUUUUCUGUUAUUAAUA
Messenger RNA from Limulus polyphemus (Atlantic horseshoe crab), 1023 nucleotides. RefSeq names its product eukaryotic translation initiation factor 6-like. Gene Ontology annotation, cellular component: cytosol; preribosome, large subunit precursor; nucleolus. The record is from RefSeq and is a predicted model, not a curated record. The coding region runs from base 144 to 881 and encodes 245 amino acids. Gene Ontology annotation, molecular function: ribosomal large subunit binding. Gene Ontology annotation, biological process: maturation of 5.8S rRNA; cytosolic ribosome assembly; assembly of large subunit precursor of preribosome. The transcript has 7 exons. Lineage: Eukaryota; Metazoa; Arthropoda; Merostomata; Xiphosura; Limulidae.